Molecule: messenger RNA, 6812 nt
Organism: Pieris rapae (cabbage white)
Lineage: Eukaryota; Metazoa; Arthropoda; Insecta; Lepidoptera; Pieridae
Gene: Als2
Product: alsin
Exons: 9
Coding region: 290-5044 (1584 amino acids)
Source: RefSeq, a predicted model, not a curated record
AAGAACAUCUGCUAUAGUAUUUGGUAUUGUUAGUCUUACUAUCCUAAGGAUUUUUGUGAUUAAUUGAACAAAAGGCACUAAAUAUUAUUAACGUCAAAGUUUAAAUUCUUUAAAAUGUGUAUUAUUCUAAUAUUAUGACCACUAUAGAAUAAAUACAGUCGUUUAUGUCGUGCCAGUGCCAUGAAUUUAUUGGCUAAAGCGAAACUUGAGUGAUAUUUCUGUCUGUAUAUAAACAUUUUUUAACAUGAAAACAUAACGAAAAUCUGCAUAUUUUGUAAUAACAUGUAACAUGAGCCACCACAAAUUUUGGAGAGGUAUCGAACAAUUGAAGGUCUCGUCGUCUCUGGAUAUCCCAGAAAAAAUUGUGAAACUUUGUUCUCUUGGCGCAGACUUUAUUGCUCUAGGAAAUGACCAUGGCCUCUAUUAUUGUAAUAUUGAAGGAGAUAUUUUAAAUUUUAAAAGAGAGAAUGGUAUAACUGCAAUUGACAUAUCCUAUCACAAUGAUAUCCUGUAUAUUAUUAAUGAACAUGGAAGACUUUAUAAAACAAACACAAAUUUUAAGACUAAAGAAGAAGUAGUGGUCAAAGAAGAAUCAAAGUGUUGUCCACAUGGUUUUAAAAGUAGUAGUUCAAAAGUAAAGUUUAGAAAUGUUGUGUCCAGUGGCUUUGGCCAACUCUUUAUAAGUAGUGAUGGCCAUCUCUGGGGUUCAGGAGACAUGCCACAAAUUGGCUUAGAAUCAUCUAGUAUUAAGAAAGUUCCAUUUUUUGAAGGGAGGACAGUUUAUAGUGCAUCAAUAGGAGACAACUUUGCAGCUGUUAUAGCACGCAAAGAUGUAAGGCAAUCAGGUAAUUGUGAUACAGACAGUGAUAAUGAUGAUGAAGAAGUAUUUGCCUCAAAUUGCUCUCAAUGUCAAACUAUUAUUGGUCUAGCAUCUCCUGCCUCUGUGCCAUCACUCUCUGAAACAUGUCCAUUGGGAGUUCAUAUAAGUAAAUCUAGUGAAGAUUCAAGUAGUACCACCGCUCCACAAACUGAUGUACAUGUAGAUGCUCAAAGUUUCACUGAAGAUUCUAGUCCUUCCUCUGAGGAAUCAAAAAUUAUCAAAAAAGAUUUCCCUCUCCAUGUUAGUAACAACCUAGAAUUAGAUGGUAUAUCAAAGCAUGAUGAAAAUGAGGCUAAUAAUACAGAUGAUAAUAAAUCUUUAGAUGCAAGCACAGAGAAACUAAACAAUAUUUUUAUCAACACAGAUGCAGCAAGACAAUUUCUUAGUAGGCAGCUAUCGUGGGUUUCUGCUGGAGAAGAUUACUUAGUAGAAUAUACAGAGAAGCCAACAAGAAUAAUAAAAGAGAAUGUCACAAAUAUUACUAAUUUUGUUUACGAAGGAGUUAAAACUGUUGGUGAUAAAGUUGCAACAUUAUCAAGACACGUCAGUGGCAGCAGUGACAAUAAUGAAACAGUGGAUAUUCAACAUCCCAAUUGCAAUGAUGACAUGAUAAGUUCACUGUUAUACAGUUGUAAUUCUGCAACAAAAUCUGACGAUUUGCAAUUUUCAACUAGCACAAUUAAUAGUGAAAAGGAAUUUGAAGUGACAAAAAAAGAUGAAGCGCUUAAAAAUAUGUCAAAACUUGGCAAAAAUAUUUUAGCAACAGAACUUUGGACAUGGGGUGAUAUAACCCAUGGACAGUUAGGUAUAGGAGACACAGUUAAAAGAGUGAAGCCAAUGGCUGUAAUGAGUCUAUCUGGAUUUGGUCUACAGAAAGUUUCUUGUGGUAAUUGGCACUGUGCAGCUUUAACAUUAGAUGGAAGAAUAUUUAUGUGGGGCUAUAAUCAUUUUAAGCAAGUCUGUUUAGAGUCAAGAGAUUAUAAGAGUAGUCCCAAACAAUUUACUGAAAAUUCAGACAGUGAUCGCAUCAGAGACAUGAUAGCAACUGAUAAUCAUACUUUAGCUUACACUCACAAUGAAAACCUUUAUUAUAUGGGAAAACAUACUGAUGGCUAUACAGAUGUUAUUGUGAACUUAAAUGAAAGUUUGAUAGAAAAUUCAGAUAAACAGUCAACAGAAAAAACUGUUAAGAUAAAGGAACCCCAAGUUUUUGGGCAAUCUCAAAACUUGUGCUAUCAUUGGAGGGUGUUAUCUAGUGGAACAAUAAGUUACUGUUCUAUAGAAGAGUCAACAAUAUGCCCUGAAUUCCAAAACCUAUCAAUUGCUCAACGUUAUUUGGAAGAAAUGCUCCUAAUAUAUCACUUACUUAUAAAGCCAUUCCUUAGAAAAAGCAAAGCAAUAAUUGCACAUUCCAAUAUAUAUGAAACUGUUUGUGAUAUUUUUAGUGACAUUUUAAAUCUAACAGCAUUAAAUGUUCUAUCAACUUGGCAGUAUGCUGAAAAACAUAUUAAUGAAUGUGAUAUCUCUUUAAUAAAAAAUUUAGAAGAGUAUAUUUAUUUGUACAAAAAGUAUUACAUAGCAGUAAGCAAUUUAAUUGUUAUAGGUGGUUUCGCUCAAAUAAAUAACAUUGUUGAUGUACCUACGAAUGUUUACAAUAUGUUUAGUGAUCAGUUACCUACAAAUAAACAGAAAAAUAAUAAGAAAACGUCCGAGGCUGUAGUAAGCUUGGCAUUUAUCCAGCCCUUGGUUCGGUUAAGCUCAUAUAAGUGCAUUGCUCAAUCUUUAUUGCGCUGUAUAACUAAGAAAAAGAAAGGUGAAACUAAAACAAACAUUGAAGAGAAACUAACAAAGGUGGUUACCACAUUAGAUUCCUUAAUAGAAGAACAGGAAAAAAGGAGAAAAGAAGCUGAUAUAACUAAAUUAUUUUGGGAAACCAUAGGGAAAAGUUUGGAACAGUAUAGAACACCGGAACGAAGAUUAAUAAGAGAAUCAAAAUCGAAACCCCUUAAUCUUGUCAACCCUGGUCGAUUUUCCUCCCAUUGGUUCAUUCUAUUUAAUGAUUUAUUUGUUCAUGUGAAUGGAAGCACACCAAUACUUCAUCCCUUAGAAACACUAUGGAUUGACGCGUCACCAAAUGUAGAUAUUCAAAAUGGGAUACAAAUCACUACCCCUGAAGAAAUAAUUUCAGUUUCGACUAAUUCUGAACAUGAGAAAACAGAGUGGAUACAUGUUUUGAAUGCAGCCAUAAAAUCAGUAUUAAAGAAAGACACCUCAUUCACGCCACCGACAAUUAGAAGUGGCAGCUACGUUUUUUCUAGUAAGAGUUUAUUUUAUAAAGACGCUAAGUACGUCGGCCGAUGGCUGGAUGGUAAAUUGCAUGGCCAUGGAAAAGUCGAGUGGCCAGAUGGAAAAAUCUAUUGUGGGCAAUUUCAAAUUAAUACAUUAUGUGGUCAUGGAAAAAUGGAUAUACCAGGAGUAGGUAUCUAUGAAGGAAGAUGGAAGGACAACCUUCAAAAUGGCUAUGGUAUUAUGAAGUACGCAUGUGGUGAUAUUUAUGAAGGCUACUUUAAAGAUGGCCAUCCUCAUGGCCACGGAAUCAAAAAACAGGGAGAUUUCACGUCGUCUUCCGCAACAAUAUAUACAGGCGAAUGGGUUGGAGGAGCAAAACAUGGGUAUGGAGUCAUGGACGACAUUGGAAAAGGCGAAAAAUAUUUAGGCAAUUGGAGUGAUAAUAAGAAGCACGGCUGCGGCCUUAUUGUAACCCUCGAUGGUAUUUACUACGAAGGACUAUUUACACAAGACAUUCUCACGGGCCAUGGGGUCAUGGUUUUCGAAGAUGGAACUAAUUAUGAGGGGGAAUUCAGGGCAGCCGGUGUUUUUUCUGGAAAAGGAACCUUAACGUUCUCUAGCGGUGAUAGAAUAGAAGGAUCCCUUAAUGGUGCCUGGACUGAAGGUGUCAAAAUAUCUAAUGGAGUUAUGCAUCUCAAUGUUUCUAACCCGGCCAUGCCUCCAAACUCAAAGCCGAAUUCUUUCGGAAAACUGAGUGUUGCGCCAAAUCAAAAAUGGAACGCGAUUUUCCGACAGUGUUUCAACUGUUUAGGCGUUUCCGAAACGAUCCUAACACCAACCGGCAAUCAUUUUACCAAUGGCCCAUGCCCUACUUUCGAUAAUGUGAAGAUAUGGCAAAAUGUCGCCGUGACUAUAUCGUGUUCACAGAAACAUAGUCAGACUCCGAAGAAAAACGGGUCGGAUUUAGAAAAAUCUGUCGAUUGUUUAGAACUUAUACCGCAUUUUGGCCAAAAAACCCUCACCCUUCACGACUAUACGGAAUUGAAGCUGUAUUUACAAAAUGCCUGCGAAACAACCCACCAUCCUCUAGGUCAGCUAGUAUUAAACGUCACAAAUGCUUUUAACACGACGUAUGGUGGUGUCAGGGUACAUCCCCUACUUCUGAGCCAUGCUAUCAAAGAACUAAAGUGUAUUACCACGAGAUUAUACCAAGUUGUUAAGCUUUUGUUCCCGGCGUUGCCUGGAGAGGGCACUGAUGUGGUUUUACCAUACGAAGAGCGGGAGGAGGAUGGAAAUCCUAUCGAAGGUGAAGUGGUAUCAGCGGCUUCCUUACUUCAACCCACUCUCUUGCCGCGAGUGCACCCGGCACUGUUUGUCUUGUAUGCGCUUCACAAUAAACGGGAAGACGAUUUGUACUGGCGAAGGCUGAUGAAGUGGAAUAAGCAACCCGAUACCACUCUUAUGGCCUUUUUGGGGAUUGAUCAAAAAUUCUGGGCAAAAAGCACCCACCAUUCUCCCACCUACUCACCGAUGAAGGAACAGCUCUUCCAAGAUGCUGUAGAGACUCUUCAGCAGCUCAAGACAACGUUCUCGCCUAUUGAAAAGCUGCUCGUCAUCAGAUCCACCUUCCAGAAGAUGACCGUUGCUGUUCAACAGGAGUUAGGAGCCCAAUAUCUUUGGAGUAUGGACGAUCUAUUUCCAGUAUUCCAUUUUGUUGUGGUGCGCGCGCGCAUACUUCAAUUGGGUUCAGAAAUUCACUUUGUUGAAGAUUUUCUUGAACCAGCUAUGCAACAUGGGGAAUUGGGACUCAUGUUUACCACUUUAAAGGCAUGCUACUUCCAAAUUCUUCAAGAAAAAAUGUCUAUGAAUUCUUAAAAAAUCUAUAUUUGCUUAGUCUGUACGCUAGUUGGAUGUGCUUUAUAGAAUUGAUAUUUUUAGAAUUAAAAUUCAAUGAAAAAUAAAUAAAUAUUGGUGGAAAUUAAUGUUGCCAUUAAAAAAAAUUCAUAGACAUGUUAUAUCAUUCACUAUAUAUGGAGUUACAAUUUAAUUAGUAAUUAUUGAUGUUAAGAAACGUUUUAAAACUUUAUCGACUUUUAGGAUAAUGUUUUAAUGUGAUGAUUUCAUAAUCAAUAUAAAUCGGUUGUAGAAAUUUUGAAAGGUAAAGAUGAAAUGAAGAAAUACAUACAUACGUGUUUCAUGUUGUGAAUGUUUUUUUUUAUAAAACACGUGAGAUAAUACUAAAACCAUUGUAAACAAAAACGUUUCAUUAUUAUUAUAUUACAUGUGACCACCGUUUUUCUAAUUCCACCGAUUCUUUUGCGACCUCCUUUCACUUUCAGAACUCUUGCAUGUUCACACAUUGAAUGAAAUCCUCAAUUAAUCACACUCUUGCAUGCUCUAAUGCCAUGUUCACUUCGUUGAUACUUUGAUAUCGUGGACAGAGCAUCAUUUCUUAUUUUGGCUUCUGACUGAAACCUUUUAAUUAUCCAGCCUACGUAAUAUCUUAAGUUGGUUCAACGAAUAGUUUAGUUAACUAUAAGUUGAAUCUACUACGAUAAUGAAAUACAACACUUUAGAAUCUGUGUGAACCAAAGAUUUGAACAAAUUAUACAAUUGUUACUGGUAUGAAACAAUUGGAGAAUCUUUAAAUCUAUUUAAGAUUUUACAUGCUCUUAUGUAAACGAACAACAGUACUAUACGAAUUUAUGUUUUAAAACGGGUUUUAAUCCAUCAUUUUUAAAGCCUUUGUUUCUCUAUAGUCUUGUAUAAUGUAUCUUUCAAUUGUGAUAGCGAUCCUGAUUUUACUAUUAAGUACGAUAUAUAAUUGAGUAUAAAAAGCCAAUAUUGAAGCCGCGAUAUUGGAAAUUUUAGAGUCCCAACGCAGCGCAAAUGACCUCUGACCGUAGUAUUAUUAAAAAACCCUUAUGGGAUUCUUCUUGUUCGACUACAUAUUAUAUAUUCAACUUUAAAGUAUGUAGUACGGACAUUGAGUCCACCUAAACUAUGUAGUAUUCGAAGCGUUUACAGAGUUUUAACAAGAAAAAAUAAUGUUUUUAAUUAGCGUAUGUAUUUAUUUAUAUUGAUACAUUUUUCAGUUUAAUUAAAAAAAUACGAACUAUGAACAUAAUUACGGUUAAGAUUUUUCGUUACGUAUGCAAAAAUUAACCAAAUAAUUUUAUAUGAUGUUAAAUUAUUUAUGCUGAUUUUAAAAUAUUUGAUUUUAAUAUUUUUUCUUGCCAUUGUAAAAAUUACUUGUAUACUUUGUUUUGUUAAGUUUUAUUUCUUUUAUAUGACUAUUAGCUUUAACUAUUCCAAAGUUAAAAGUACAAGUUAUUGUAAUUGUUAAAAAAAAAUGUAUUAAAGUCAUAUUGUCUAGUGUAGUACAAAAUUAAUGUAUUGUGUCCCCCGGAUAUAUGUAUGCCAAAUUACAUGUCUAGACAUCGCAAUCUUGCAUGAUAUUGAUGUGGUUCGAUUCCCGGUGUAAUAAGUUUAAAUAAAUCUCUUAGCCCCCGGGACACAACGAGGCUAAAAUCUUUGUGUAUAGAAUAACAUAUCAUUAAAUAUUUAUUCCAUUGAAUCGUCAUUGUCCAUUGAAAUUCGUUAGCAAUCAUAAAGAUUUGGAAAUUAAAGUUCUUGCAAAGUA